AUGUCAGGCAAAAAGCUCAAAAACAAAAAUCAGCUUUUCAAGCGUCAGAAGGUGAUCGAUGCCCGCACUAUUAGAGCCGAAGCUUUAAGCUCGCUGCCCAAAGCUGCCAAUGAGCUAUCAGAAAGUGGCAGUAUGCUGAAAGUGUCGGAGUUCAUGGCCUCCCGUGAAUUUGAGGUAAAGCAGCUCCAGUCCGCUAUUCUUAAAUCCAAAAGUACAUCCUCCACCAGAGUUUUCCAAGCUCUUCCAAGAAAGCUGCGUCGCAGAACUGCAUCUCAUAAUGUGAAAAGGAUUCCUAAACGUCUCAGAAAUCGAGCCCUUCGUGAAAUGCGGAAAAGCGAACAAACAGUCACAAAGGGUACACAAACGCUCUCCAAGAAACGAAAAUAUGGUCUCACUGCUAAACAACUGUACAAAGCACGCAUGGCGGUAAAACUACUGCGACUAGCUGCUAAGUCCAAAUCCAUGAAACUUGCACUUCCAGCAGACGCUACCGCGUCUCAUCAUAAACUGCGAAGUAGAAUAAAGGCUCUCCAAAAGACUAUUCGCGAGCACGCAUCGGGCAAGCUGCAGUCUUCCAGGAACAAUCGGCUAGGAAGCUAUGAUUGCACAGGAUUUGGCGUGUUGGCACCAAAGCCUAUCGGUCGCAUUAAGUAUUUAAAGAGACAGAACAAGUUCACCUGGCUUCCCUCUCAUGUGUGGAAUGCUAAAAGAUCACAUAUGCUAAAAAGAUGGGGAUACCAAAUUCCUUGGUCGCCUACACAAAAAUGCUUCAAACUCACGCACAAGCUUGGUAAUUCUGUCUCUACUUCUGAUGGUGCCAUGUGCAGCGAUACCAGCUACAUGGGGACUAUGAUUCUAGCAUCGGACGACGCUGAGUACUUGAAGCAACUAAUAUCACAACUAACUAAAAAGAGAGGUUCACUCACAAAGUAUAGAGCUUCCCAUCAUUGGUUUGAAGGUGUGGUUUUUGAUGACAGCAAAAAUGCAUUGGGACCCAUCAAUUUGUUAUGGCUCAGUUUCAACAAAUGUAUGUUGAGGCUCCAUCCCGCGAUAUAUCCAACGGUAUUUGAAAGAUUGACAGCCUCAGACAAUAAAAAGCUUACUGUUCAUGAUUGUCGCUAUUCUAUAGCCAGUAUUACGCUUACUGGCGCUAAAUCUUUGAAUGCACUCUCGCAAGUUCUGCGCAGCACUGAAUUAUCCCAGUCUUAUUGUCAAUUUAAAAAGGUUGCAUACAUCACAGAUAUCAACUUAUUGCCUCAAAGAACGAUGUUUGCCUUUAACGCUAUGGAUCCCAGGCACCUUUCUAAUCCUAAGAAGCUUGCUAAUUCGAAACCUGUGGCAGACGAUAUUUUACAGCUUCAGGAUCAGUUUCCGCAGUCUGAAAUCGUCUCGGUCUUAGAAAAGCUCGCCGAUCCAAUUGAGCGCGAAAAGACGUACUCAAAUCAACUUACUCUCAAAGAGCUCGCAGCAAGACGCAGAUCUCUUUUGGGAUCGACUAAAAAUUCAAACGUUAUACCUUUCAACGCUGACGGCGAUCCGUCUUUCCCUAUCAUCAUUUCGAAGUUGCCUAAACAGGAAUUAUGGGUAGUAAUUUUGCCUUGGUUUUGGCAUCUUCCCUUAUGGUAUCAAUUAAACCGAGUAUCGAGAGUGCAUCAUAUGGGAUUACGUCAAUUGCAGCAACUCAGCUAUGAGCGUCAUCGAUUAUAUUUUCCGGACGAUUACCCAUUCACUCAAGUCGGUAAUGAUGAAAAUUCAUUGUACAAGAAGGCGGCUCAAAAAAAUUUCUGGAGCCGCAAGCCGGUUAGUAAACGCGUCAACUACGCGAAAAUUCCUAACAUUCAUUCAGAAGCACCAGCCAUGUUUCCUGGAGAAGUCGGCGAUCCCUUUUGCUGUGACUGGAGAUUUUUGCAAAUCCUAAGAAAUGGUUUGACGUACCUAAAGUCGCAAGGCAACGAAUGCGUCAAGAUGUUUGACGCAUCGCGCACCUCACAAUUCGACGAGCUGAACUUACGCAAGCUGACAUACGUCAAUGAUCUUGUUGAGCUGUACGGGGAUGUUUGCAGCAAAAAUCUCAUUGCGGAAGGAUUACCGUUACAGAUUGUGACACAAUCCGCUGCCAAAAUUCAAAUCGAAACUCCGGACACUGAGUCAGCGAAAAAGACGCCGCAGCAAACGGUUGUGAGCACAGCGCUCCCCGUUAUUGCAGUAUCUUGUGAAUUGUUGGAAAGAGGCCAUCCAAAAGACACUGCUCGUAUUUAUUCAAUCCCACAGCAAGAUCUACACUACUGGGAAUCUAUUGUGCAAGUGUCAUCACGUCCCAGUGGUAGACGCAACCACGACACUGCGCAACCAAUUCCUUCCCUGCAUAAUCUCAUUGGAUUUGCUACGAGUGGCACAUUCCAUCUAGGACAAGGCCAGGGCGUGUGCACGGGCUUCAUCGAUUCCCGAGAAGCUAUACUCCCUGGUAACAAUUAUGUUUUAAUCCGAAAUGUGGGUACAAAUGUCUACAGAAUUGCCAAAUGGAAACAAAUAGUUAUCUGA
Lachancea nothofagi CBS 11611 is the source of this 2541-nucleotide messenger RNA. The record is from the annotation of a GenBank genome assembly. NCBI's taxonomy places the organism in Eukaryota, Fungi, Ascomycota, Saccharomycetes, Saccharomycetales, Saccharomycetaceae.